AUGCCGGACGAGAGCUGGAAGGCGUAUGUGUUCGAACGUCUACCUUCGGAGAGAUGUAUUCGCACUCUACAGAUAAGGCCUGGAUGUGAUAGUGCGGCCAUCAGCUGCGACCUGGAGACAGUCGAUCUGGAUGCAAAAGCGACACCGAGAUACACAGCGCUGUCGUACAAUUGGGGCAACGAGGCAGAAUCUCGUGACAUACAUGUCAGUGAGCGUAGGAUAAGCAUUCGCUCAAAUCUUCACCAAGCGCUUGAAGGUAUGCGCCUGCCAGACGAGGUUCGUGGCGUGUGGGUUGAUGAGCUGUGCAUCAAUCAGGCGGACCACCAGGAAAUAGCAGCACAGGUCACUCUUAUGGCGAAUAUCUUCAGCCUCGCUUCCCAAGUCGUAGUGUGGCUUGCCGAACAAGAGACUCACAUGGACGUCGAGAGAGAUGUCGAUGAGCUCCCUUCACCCCCACGCAGGAUGGCACCGCCAUGUACUGGCACCACAUGUACCGGAAUGGAGCCGCAAAGCUUUACGAAGGGAGAGGGGGACAGACCAUGGCACCUUGAUGUAGAGAUGGACAGUUGUGGCGACUGGUUGCUGCAGACUACCGAGUAUCAACGCUGGGAGCAGGAAAAGAGUCGUUUUAUCUGGAUAAACCGGGUGACUGGUUGCGGCAAGUCGACUUUGGUGAAGAGUCUCCACGCUAGUGAACGCUGUGCGAACACAGAUCCGAGAGAGCGAUUGUGCGGAUAUCUCGGUAUGUUCACCUCCAGCAUGCCCGCUGUGCAAUAUGAGUGGCGAGCGGAUCAAUAUCAUUCUGUGCUGGACGAAAUGACAAACCUGAUGCAACGAGCCGACAAAGAUGCACAGUCUAGGGAAUAUUACCUCAACGACCAGCAGACCGUACGGACGGCGCUUGAUGCAAUGGCUUCCGGCCAAUGGUUCAAGCGUCCUUGGGUGCUACAGGAGAUCUACUGCGCGAGUCGGGACGUUGAGUUUUGGAUGGGGAUAGAAGGACGAUUGCUUACCGUUUCAGUCGAACGGGACCAGGAAUUGAUGGCAGCCGACCAGUCCAGAUCACACGAGAUAGACGUCAAACCUCCAUGA
Messenger RNA from Recurvomyces mirabilis, 1092 nucleotides. RefSeq lists its product as uncharacterized. The record is from RefSeq and is a predicted model, not a curated record. The coding region runs from base 1 to 1092 and encodes 363 amino acids. The transcript has a single exon. Lineage: Eukaryota; Fungi; Ascomycota; Dothideomycetes; Mycosphaerellales; Teratosphaeriaceae.